UAUGAAUACCAAUAUUGAUUGUAUAAUAUCUUCAUAUAUCUAAAAGACCGUUCACUUCCUUAGGGUAACUUUCCUGCUAGAAAUAUAGAUAGAAAUGCUACAUAAUAAUCACCUUAAAGAAAUCCAAAAAGGUUUUAAUAUUUUUCUAUUAUCUCUUAGAGAAUUUGAUUAUAGAUUAAUUCAACCGAAAAUUUAAAAUCUAAAUGCAUCCUCUAAUUCUUUAUCAAGACUUCGUUCAGAUACCCCUAUUACCAUUCGAGGAUAAAAUUAUCGUUACGUAGGUUAAAUGAAUGGAAAUUAGAAAGAAGGAGUUGGUUCAUAUUUUACAAAUGAACUUGAAUAUGAGGGUGAAUGGCGAAAUAAUGUAUAUCAUGGAUUUGGAAAAUUUUAUUAAGAAGGCAAGUUAUCAUAUCAAGGGCAAUUUAAAAAUGGAUUAAAAAAUGGAGCUGGAAUAGAAUAUUAUGAGGAUGACUCUUAUUUUGUAGGUAAUUUUGAAAAAAAUCAAAAAAAUGGAAUUGGAACUCUCUAUAAAAAAAAUGAGAAAAUAUCUGGGAUAUGGCAAAAUGAUAAACUAAUAGAGAAAUAUUGA
Paramecium pentaurelia is the source of this 589-nucleotide messenger RNA. NCBI's taxonomy places the organism in Eukaryota, Ciliophora, Oligohymenophorea, Peniculida, Parameciidae. The record is from the annotation of a GenBank genome assembly.